Molecule: messenger RNA, 726 nt
Organism: Nematocida parisii ERTm1
Lineage: Eukaryota; Fungi; Microsporidia
Exons: 1
Coding region: 1-516 (171 amino acids)
Biological process (GO): P-body assembly; cytoplasmic stress granule assembly
Cellular component (GO): P-body
Molecular function (GO): mRNA binding
Source: RefSeq, a predicted model, not a curated record
AUGUUUGAAGUAAUUAAGAGGACUGGGCGUGUUAUGGAAAUUAUUUCUAAGUCUGGGGUGAGGUACUCAGGAAUAUUAUCAAAUUAUGACAGUAAUAGGAAUACAGUCACAUUAUGUAAAGCACGAUCAUUUGGUUCUGAGAACAGAGUAUCCCCUGUUAAAAUACAAGUAAGUGAGCAAGUAUAUGAGUAUAUUGUGUUUAAAAUAGAGAAUAUCCAGUGUGUAAAGGAGGGUAAUGACUGGGUAUCUAUUACUACUGGUGAUAGGGUUAUUAUAAACCCAAGGCAUGAAGUAAGGAAUAAGGACCAUGCGAAGAGACUAUUUAAUAUGAGAAAUGAGUGCAGUACAAGUUGUAAAGAGAGUAAUCAGAAGUCAUUAACUAAAGGGAUAAUUAUACCAGAUGAAGAGUAUGAUUUUAUAAGUAAUAAUAAGGAAUUACAGAAGGAUAUUGAGAAAAUUCCGUAUGAGCACAGGAAUACGUACGAUCCUUCAUUUUUUUAUGACUCAUUACGGUAAAUAAUACCUAUUAGUACAGCAAUGGGUAUACAUAAGUAGUAGCAGUAUACUAAUAGGUAGUAGUAGUAUAGUAUAUAUAAGUAGUAGUAGCAGUAUACUAAUAGGUAGUAGUACAGUAAUGGGUAUACAUAAGCAGUAGUAUAAUAAGCAUAGUAUAUAUAGUAUACAUAAGUAGUAGUAUAUAAGUAGUCUAAUAGUAGUAUAAUAAGC